AAAGCUAACAUUCAAGAAACUACGCAGCGAGCUACGAUUUCAAAUCGCUAUAGCAUUUCGUUUGAUAUUUUUGAAAGCGCGGCCUUUUCUGAUCCAUGAGCAGGUGCAGCGAAAGUUAUGAAGUAAUAUGAACACAUUCGGCAAUACUGCAUAGGCGACAACCGACAACAAAUCAACAAAUCAGCGCGGGAUUUCGCUGAUCUUGGGUUGGGAAGUUGAUAUAAUAGACGAUAAUAAGCGCCCUAAACCAAAACAACAACAACAUAGACGAUAAUAAGCAAAUACCUAACUAGAAGUAGGCAAGCAAGAUACGGACGUGUCAAUUGCUGAUAGUGAUACAGCACAAUGCCGAAGAGUGAAAGAGGGUCCUGAGAUAUGACCUGAAGGCUGAAGCUAAAACAUAAAGAGAUGUCCAAGAAGUUGAAGUGGUCUAUUCUGAUCCGAUUUUGAAUUAAGUAUUGGUAUAGGUAAACCAGAAUGGAUUCUGAUGCAGAUAGCAAUAUGGCUGCUGAAUGCGGAAGUGAAGGCUUCAUUUGGGAACAAUAUUUGGAAGAUUCUGAAUUGGGAGCUGCAGACUCAUCGGUAUUUAAACAUGUUCAGCAGGAUGCACCCACCUACUCAGUCGGAGAUGUGGUGGAGGUGGUGGCAGGUGGCGGUGAAUCGGUCUGGCCUGCCACGGUCACCAUGGUCUGUGAUGGUCUGAUCAGGGUGCGGUACCUGGGCAGCAGCGGCUCGGCUGGCGAUCUCUGGUGCGACGCGGCCGGCUCCCGGCUACGACCGCUCGGGUGGAGCCGGCAGCAGGACGUACCGACGGUGGCGCCGCCUGGAAUCUCAGCCGACGAACUACCAGAGGGCGUUACGGGUCUGAAACAGGAGCAGGGGGCGCCACCAGUCCGGACGUGUGGAGUGGAUCUGGAGCGGAUCACCGAGGGGAUGAAGCUGGAGCUGCUGGACGAUAACGAGCCGUACCACGUCUGGACGGCCACGGUUCUGGAGCGGUGCGGGGUCCGCCUGCACCUGCGCCGCGACACACUGGAUAACACGCCGGACCUCUGGUUGUGCGCCAACUCUCCGCGAGUCCGACAUUUCGGCUGGACGGGCCGUACCGGCGCUCCGUUCGUGUACCGGCCGCCGAGCUCGUGUGCCAACGACCGUACCGAGGCGGAGUGGCAGGCCAUUCUGGAGAUGAGCCGGGACGAGGCGCGUCAGAUGGCCGUCGACGACUCCAUACUGCCGCACGUCAAGUUCGAGUUUCCCACCAAGCACUCGCUGACCGUGGGCUGCCGACUGGAGGCCGUGCACCCGGACCGCACGGCCAUCUGCCCGGCCUCUGUGGUCGCCGUCAUAGACUCGUACUUCUUCCGUGUGCAAAUAGAUGACUCCACCGUCUCGUGGCUGUCCUCACUGGACGAUCCGACCAUCCUUCCGUUCGGUUGGUGCCAGGAGCACGGUCUGGACUGUUCCGGCGACGACCUGCUACCCUCCCGGGCUCCCUCCCCCGAGGAGGAGAAUACCACCCAGCCGACCUCCCCACUCCAGAACCUAUCCGAGGGAGCCGAGAAACUUCCGAACGGGGACGGACACCAAACAGAGGAGCCGGCGAUCAAACAGGAGAUAGAUGAUACACCGGACAGUCAGCAGACAGCUGAUAUAGCAGACAGCCAACAGACAGAGAACAUAGCGGACAGUCAACAAGCAUCGGAUCUCGGAGGCAGUCAGCAGACAGACGACAUAGCAGACAGCCAGGAGCCAGAUGGCAUACCAGACAGUCAACAGAAAGAAGACCUGUCAGACAGCCAGGAGACGGUGAAUAUAUCAGACAGUCAGCAAACAAUAGGUCUUCCAGACAGCCAGGGAACAGAAGAUCUGCCAGAUAGCCAGACGCCAGACGAGAUACCGGACAACCAGCACCUGGAAGAUGUGCAAGACAGUCUCCAUACCUUAGAUCUCCCAGACAGUCAACAGACAGUAGACAUAGCAGAUAGCCAGCAAACAGUGGAUAUACCGGACAGCCAGAUGAUGGAAGACAUACCAGACAGCCAGCAAACAUUGGAUCUCGCAAACAGCGAGCAGACAGGGGGCAUAUCAGUCACCCAGCAAGUCGAUCUGCCAGACUAUACCGAAGACGAUGACCCACUGCUCAGCCAACAGGCUGUGGAUAUUCCCGAAACCUCUGAGCCUGAUGCCAUGCUGGUGGAUAAUACGGGCCUGGGCCUGUCUGACAUUGAAUCGAUGGACGAUUUCCCAGACAGUCCGGUGAUGUCUCCGCUGUCUGAUUCCCGACAGGCAGACAACGGGCCGGACAGCGGGCGGACAGCGGAGCUGAGCGGGUCGCUGUCUGGCGGCGUGGUGGGAGAGUGGCUGCUCGAGGAGCCCGGUCAAGGGACGGACGAGCCGGCCGUGCUGGAUGGUGGCGAGCCGUGGCUCCAUCUCAGUCCCGUCUCUGAGGAGGUGCUGUCCCGGCCGCCGACGGGGACUGGCGAGCGGCGGACACCGUCCUGCGCCGCCAGUCCCGGCUCGCGGCCGCAGUCUGGUGCCGGUCCACCGCCGUCAGAGCCGAGCCCGCCCGGUGACGAUGUAUUACUGGGGGAGAUAACCAGCCCAGGGCUCAAUCAGGUGGAGCGGGAUAUUCCGGGCCCAACUGAGAUUGAGGACAGCCCUGAGCCCGUCGAAGUGGAGCUGUCACUCGGCUGUGAUCUCUCCCCGACGGCCACCGACGCGCAGUCGGAAGGCGGUGACGAUGUUCCUCCUGAGGACGUGCUCCUCGAGCUGGAGGAUGGAGAUGAUCCCGCUGAGGACGGCGAAGUCCCUCCGCCGGAGGACGUGCUUCUCGAGUUGUUGGACAGCAAUAACCCUCCGCUGGAGAACGUUGAUGACUCUCCAAUGGAGGAAGGCAAAAAUGCUUCACCAGAGGAUGGUGAUCAUUCUCCGUCGGAAAACAUACCCGCCGAGCCGGAGUCACCGAUUGAAACUGCCCUCCAUUCGACGGAAAACGAAUUGCUCUCGGUCGCUGAGGCUGCCCCACCGACAACCGACACAGAACCACCGUCUUCUGAUCUUCCUGCGGGUCUGGACGCCACUAUUGCCAGCGCUCUUCCUGAGGCUGUCGCCGCUCCGUUGCCAGCUAAUGAUGCCUCUAUCGUUCCUCAGCCUGUGGCUGCGGCGGGCAGCGCGGCAUCCCUAAUUACUGAGCCGCCGACGACCGGUGGUGUCUCUGCAAGCAGCGCGGCUCCCUUGAUCGAGACGGCGCCGCUUGAAGACACCGCAAUCCAGCACCAGCAGGAGAAGAUGGUCGACAGCUCCGCACCUGCUGUGACCGAUGCCCUUGUCGGCUCCCCCCGUGCCAGGACGGGCCCUGUCCCUGUGGAGUCCUUUGUGACUGUCUCGGCCGAUGGCGGGCGAAAGGAGGAUAACGACUCAUCUGCCGCCGGCUCUGGUCCCAGGAAGUCUCCUGCGGCGGGCUCCGGUCUAGAUCUUGUGGAGUCUGUGGUGGCAGCGCCAGCCGGUGGUAUAACACCAGAGGAUGUCUCUCCGGCCGUUGGGCCCGGUCCUUUGAAAUCUCCUUUGACUGCACCAAUCACUGGUGUGCAGUUGGAAAACAGCAGUUCCGCUGGCGCUGGGUCCGGUCCUGUGGAGCCUGUUGAGGCGACGCCGGCUGGUGGAGGGAGGACGGAGGAUAACGGCUCAUCUGCCGCCGACUCAUGUCCCGUGGAUUAUCAUGCGGUGGUGACAACGCCGGCCGGUGGCGAGCGGCCAAAGAACAGUUUUACUGGCGCCGGAGCUGGUCCUUUGCAGCCUGCCGAAACGACUCCGGUCAGUGGAGAACGGACGGCGGAAAAUGAGUCCUCCCGUGCUGACUCUGGUCCCGAUAAGUAUCUUGUGACUGCGCAUUCUUCAGACGAGCGGUCAGAAAACAGUCUCCCUGGCAACGGACCUGAUCUCAUCGAGUGUUCUGCGGCCAGCUCCGGUGUCGGUACUGAAGGUUCUUAUGUGACAGUGUUAGCCGGUGGCCGGAAGCAGGAAGACGACUCCUCUGGUGCAGAGCCCGGAUCUGGAGCAUCUCCGGCAGUCGGCUCCGGUGUCGGCGCUGAAGGUUCUUCUAUGACUUCGCCAGCCGGCCGUGCGCAAACAGAGGCUGACGACCGCUCAGCCGCCAAGCCCGAAUCUGAGAAGUGUCGACCUGUGGCCGGCGUCGAACUCAGUCCUAUUGAGUCUACUGUUACAGCUCCGGUCGCUGGGCCGCCGGAGGAGACAGGCUCAGCUAGCGCCGACUGCGGUCUCGUGAAGUCUCCUGUGGUUGGUGCCGGUCUCAGUCCUGUACAGUCUUCUGUUGAAGUACCGGCUGUUGAAGGACCACCGGAGAAAGACGACUCCUCUGGCGCCAGUGACGAUCUCAUGGAGUCUGCUACGGCGGCGCCGACUAGCGAUGCGCAACCACAGGAUAUCGUCUCCACUGCUGUCACUCCUGAUCCCGUGGAGCCUUCUGCUUUGACUGCACUGACCGCUGACGAGCCACCGGAGGUCAGCUCCUCUGCCGCCGGAUCCUGCCCUCUAGAUUCACCUGUGACUGUGUCAUCCAUUGGUGGGCCUACGGAGAAAAUAGACGCUUCAACCGCUGGACCCUGUCCGGUGGAUCCUCCCGAGACUGCGCCGGCCGCCGAAGAACCCCCCGAGGACGAUACCUCACGGCUUCAGUCCUCCGACCUGGCGGCCCAGGAGCCGGCGGACGAGGUCGGACUGGCCGCCGGCACUGCUCUGGAGCUGGUGGAUCCCGAGGCGCCCGACCAGCUGUGCGCGGCAGCCGUGCAGCGCACAGCCGGACACCUGGUGUGGCUACGGCUGCUCUCGGCGGCAGGCGCACCAGACUUCAUCUACCCGCACAUGAGCGACUCGCUGUUCCCGGUGGGAUGGGCGGCGUCCAACGGCGCAUCGUUCCAGCCGCCCCUCGACUGGGGCGACCGCCGCCCCCGCCCCCGCCCCCGCCCGCGCCGGCGACGCCGCUCGGCUGGAGACCGCCGCCACCGGACGCACAGCGCUGCGGACGGCUCGGCUGGGUCUGAGGCGGAGGAAGCUGAGCUGCCGGGUCCAGACAGUGCAGCCAGUACGUGGACGGGGCCUCUGUACGUCAACACGUCCUGCUGUACCGGCCCGCUGCUCAGCACCAACAAGCUGGUGGCGCAGCCAAGGGUGGUCGGAGCCGGGCCGGUGCGGCUGGUGGCCCGUGACCUGCUCACGCGGCUGGUCUGGGCCGGCUACCAGGAGAGCCGUGUGCUCAAACUGCUCCAGUCCACCGGCCCCGCGCGUCCCGGCUGGACCAACGACCUCAUUAAAGCCAAAGUGAACAACACCAUCUUCGGCGGUGUGAUGGAGCUGCCGCUGAGCCGACACCAGAUGGACGAGUUCUGCGCCAGCCUGUUCGCGCGGCUGCAGUGCUGUCCCGCGCUGGUGGCCCCCACCCGGCACCCGGCGGACGCGUGUCCGCACCGGUGUCGGACCACGCUGCGACUCGCCCAGCAAAACAGCAGGUCGGUGGAUCUGCCGCCGGGUGAGACGGGGCCGGCCCUGCUGCGGGAGCGACUGGGACCGGCCAAACGGGCGCGGCCCGACUACCUUCAUGCUCUGGAGCCGCCCACCCGGCGCCGACGGGGCAGGCGGCCCAAGUGGCUGGACGAGGCGGGUGGGGAGAGAGCGGCGGCGGCCCCGCGGAAGCCGCCCUCGCCCAAACCCGACCGGCCGGCGCUGUAUCAGGUGGCUCUGGAGAAGAGCCCGCGGCUGUGGGGCGCCACCGACCUGGCCCAGUACCUGAGCACUACCGAGUGCGCCCACCUGGUGCCCAGUCUGCUACAGCAGGAGCUGGACGGCGUGUCGUUCAUGCUGCUGACGUGGUCGACGCUGACGGAGGUGCUGCAACUGAGCGAGCGCGACGCGCUGGCGCUGUGCACGCACGUGUCGCGCGUCAAGUACACCUACUUCACGGCGUUUAGCGGGUGAGCGCCGCACUGUGACUGGCUGUUAACGUGUCUCGGUGUCUCCAUGGCUUUGUGCGCACGCCGUGUGGAUCUAUAUGACUGGUAAGCGGAGUUCGCUGCCAGCGCCGCUCGCGUUGCAGGUAUGGCCGCACGGUUUUAUCUGCCAAUCCGGGAACAUCUCGGUGAGAAGUCUCCCGAGGGGUUCAUCCAAGAGCGUGUACUUUAAUAAUGUAGUGGCUGUGGUGGAGACGACCCCGGUGCCAAGUCGCCGAGUGCGGCCCCGCGGGCGCCCCACGUGUGCGCUGGCGGCGGGCCAGUGCCCAGUGACUCUCCCCACGGUCCUGUCAUGCGCCCCGAUCUCAUCAAACGUCGAGCCAGUGCUGAUCAUCCUCAUCGCGUACUCAUCUGGGACAUAGAAAUGGCAAUAAAUACACGUCGACUGAAAAGAA
Amphibalanus amphitrite is the source of this 6418-nucleotide messenger RNA. RefSeq lists its product as uncharacterized. Lineage: Eukaryota; Metazoa; Arthropoda; Thecostraca; Balanomorpha; Balanidae. Gene Ontology annotation, biological process: regulation of DNA-templated transcription. The transcript has 16 exons. The record is from RefSeq and is a predicted model, not a curated record. Gene Ontology annotation, cellular component: nucleus. The coding region runs from base 478 to 5991 and encodes 1837 amino acids.